Messenger RNA from Lodderomyces margitis, 1896 nucleotides. Its product is annotated as putative electron-transferring-flavoprotein dehydrogenase. Gene Ontology annotation, biological process: electron transport chain. Gene Ontology annotation, molecular function: iron-sulfur cluster binding; electron-transferring-flavoprotein dehydrogenase activity. NCBI's taxonomy places the organism in Eukaryota, Fungi, Ascomycota, Pichiomycetes, Serinales, Debaryomycetaceae. The coding region runs from base 1 to 1896 and encodes 631 amino acids. Gene Ontology annotation, cellular component: mitochondrial inner membrane. The record is from RefSeq and is a predicted model, not a curated record. The transcript has a single exon.
AUGUUUUCGAGGCUCCUAAAGUCACCUACAACUGUAACCACGCGAGCGUUGACUCGUCAACUGCAACAUUACCAUCGUCAUAUAACUACUCACCGGCGCACCAUCUUUUCUACUAGACUAUUGCACACUUCACAACGUCGUCUAGCUAACUUGACUGAAGAGCAGCUAGAGAUACUAAAUCAAGAAAGGCCCAAGGAUAAUGUGGAUGUGUGUAUAGUGGGAGCAGGUCCUGCAGGGUUAGCCACGGCGAUAAAGUUGAAGCAAUUGGAUAACGAACAAGGAAAUGGCGAUAAACGAGUAGUUGUAUUGGAGAAAGCAGCUGAUUUUGGUAGUCAUAUAGUCAGUGGUGCUGUAAUUGAACCAAGAGCUUUACGUGAGUUGUUCCCUGAGUCGGGUGAAGAUAUACCAGUACCGGCUGAUUUAGUCACCAAGGUAACUGAAGAUCAUAUGAAGUAUCUAACUGAGAAAUCAAGUUGGCCGUUGCCUGAACCGCCGCAAAUGGCCAACAAGGGAAAGAACUACAUCACCAGUUUGAACAAUCUUGUCAAAUACUUGAGUGAACAGGCUGAAGAAUUGGGGGUGGAGUUGUACCCUGGUAUUUCCGUUAGCGAUGUCGUCUACAAUGAUGCUGAAGAUGUUGUUAUUGGAGUCGCAACUAAAGAUAUGGGAUUGGACAAAAACGGAGCUCCCAAGGAUACAUUUGAAAAAGGAAUGGAAUUCAAUGCUCGAGUCACGGUGUUUGCCGAGGGGUGUCACGGAUCAUUAACCAAACAAUUGAUUAAAAAAUUUGAUUUACGUAAACAUUCUGAUAUGCAAACUUAUGGAUUAGGAAUUAAAGAAGUGUGGGAAGUCGAGCCGCAAAAUUUCAAGCCGGGGUAUGUGGGGCAUUCAUUGGGGUUCCCCUUGACUAAAGAAUCAGCAGCUUAUGGAGGUGGAUUUAUUUAUCAUUUCGGUGAUGGAUUAGUUGCCGUGGGGCUAGUGAUUGGGUUAGAUUACGCUAACCCUUACAUCUCGCCCUAUCAAGAAUUCCAAAGAAUGAAGACGCAUCCAUACUAUGCCGAUGUGUUGCGAGGAGGUAAAUGUAUUUCAUACGCCGCUAGGGCGUUAAAUGAAGGGGGGUACCAGAGUAUUCCUCAGUUGUAUUUCCCCGGUGGAGUCUUGGUUGGGUGUGGUGCGGGCUUUUUAAAUGUGCCUAAGAUUAAAGGCACGCAUACCGCCAUUAAAUCAGGAAUCCUUGCUGCUGAAGCUAUAUUUGAACGUAUACAGGACUUGGAAUUAGACGAUGAAGAAGAAUUUGAGAAUCAAAUUGCCAAUGAUGCGAUUGUAUUGUCGGAAUAUGAAUCUAAUUUCAAACAAUCAUGGGCCUACGAAGAAUUACGUGCCGUGAGGAACGUAAGACCAAGUUUCAACUCCGCACUUGGUGUUCUUGGUGGCUUGGCUCAUUCUGGAUUAACCACGAUGAUCACUCAGGGCCACGAACCAUGGACGUUACAAUUUGACCAUUCCGAUGCCGCAGCCACCAAGCCAGCAUCGCAAUUCAACCCCAUCACUUACCCCAAACCUGAUAAUGAAUUGACGUUUGAUUUACUAACCUCAGUUUCGCGGACAGGCACUUAUCAUGAUGAAGAUGAACCAUGCCAUUUACGUGUGCCAAAUCAGGAUUUACAACAGCAUGCUAAAUUAAAUUGGCCCCAGUAUCAAGGUAUUGAACAACGAUUUUGCCCCGCUGGAGUUUAUGAAUAUUUGCCGGAUGGGUCGAAUGAAUUGGGGGUUGAAUUUAAAAUCAAUUCGCAGAAUUGCAUUCAUUGUAAAACGUGUGAUAUUAAAGUCCCGUCACAGGAUAUUAAUUGGACGGUGCCUGAAGGUGGCGAUGGACCAAAGUAUUACAUGACAUAG